Messenger RNA from Phalacrocorax carbo (great cormorant), 4441 nucleotides. NCBI's taxonomy places the organism in Eukaryota, Metazoa, Chordata, Aves, Suliformes, Phalacrocoracidae. The record is from RefSeq and is a predicted model, not a curated record.
GAUGCGAUUUACAGAGGGACGGCGGGGCCGGCAGCCAAUGCGCGACGUACUUAGUGCGGCGGCUCGCUUUUUGAAUUGGCGGCGGCCGCUGAUGGCGGAUGCUGUCUUUGCGGUUGGUGGCAGGUGGCGGCGGUGGCCGUGAGAGGGAAGCCGGCCGUGAGGGGGGAACCGGCUCCGGGAGCGGCUGUUGAAGAAAGAAACAAGGCAUAAUCAUGGCUGACAACAGCACGCUGGUGUCUGAAACUGGGAGGAGCCUCUUGGCUGAUUCUUCUGUUCUUGAUUCAAAAAUUAUAGAAACCUCCAAAGAUAAUGUAUGUCCUGGAUCUGGUUUGGAUGUUGAAGAAGAAAUGCCUCAAAUAGAAACAAGAGUGGUUUUGGUUCGGGAAGCAGGGAAACACGAGGAGCUUCUAAAAGCCUUGGAGACCAUUAAGAUAAUGGAAGUACCAGUGAUAAAGAUAAAGGAAACUAGUCCUGGUAAAUCAGAAGAAAAACUAAUAAAAACUAUUAUUCAUAUGGAAAUCAAAGUGCCCUACAUAAAGACAGACACGAUAGAAGAGCUUGGAGAUUCUGAUUCUCCGGAAUUUGAGACUAUCUUCGUUGUAUCAGACUUCCAAGACUCUGUCUUUAACAAUCUCUGCAAAGCAGAUUGCCGUGUCAUUGGACCUCCAGUGGUACUGCACUGCGCACAAAAAGGAGAGCCUUUACCUUUCUCCUGUCGUCCGCUGUACUGUGCAAGUAUGUUGAACUUGGUACUGUGCUUUACGGGAUUCAGAAAGAAAGAUGAAUUAGUUAAGCUAGUGACCUUGGUCCAUCAUAUGGGUGGAAUUAUUCGAAGGGACUUCAGCUCGAAAGUUACACAUCUGGUAGCUAACUCAACACAUGGAGACAAAUUCAGAGUUGCUGUAAGUCUUGGUACUCCUAUCGUGAAAGCUGAGUGGAUUUAUAAGGCUUGGGAGAAAAGGAAUGAGACUGAUUUCUGUGCAGCUGAUGAUGACUUCAGAAAUCAGUUCAAGGUUCCGCCCUUCCAGGAUUGCACAUUAAGUUUCCUUGGGUUCUCUGAUGAUGAGAAAGCUAACAUGGAAGAAAUGACAGAAAUGCAAGGAGGACAUUAUUUACCAGUUGGUGAUGAAAGGUGUACGCACUUAGUGGUCGAAGAAAGUACAGUGAAAGAUCUUCCAUUUGAACCUUUAAAAAAACUUUAUGUUGUAAAGCAAGAGUGGUUCUGGGGAAGCAUUCAAAUGGAUGCCAGAGCUGGAGAGUCCAUGUAUUUAUUUGAGAAGUCAGAGAGUCCUGGCCUCAAGAAGUCUGUGUCACUACUUUCUCUGAGUACUCCGAACAGCAAUCGUAAAAGACGCCGUUUGAAAGAAACUCUGGCCCAGCUGACCAGAGAAACGGACAUGUCACCAUUCCCUCCUCGGAAACGCCCGUCAGCUGAACAUUCGCUUUCUAUCGGGUCCUUGCUGGAUAUUUCUAACACUCCAGAGUCCAGCACUACCAAUGGAGAAACGCCAAAAUCCUGUGCAAGGCCUUCCAAAAACUCAACUCCUCUUCCACUAAAGCAGUCUGCAAGAUGGCAAGUUGCAAAGGAAUUGUAUCAGACAGAAAGUAACUACGUUGAUAUUCUGACGACAAUCAUUCAGUUAUUUCAAGUUCCGUUGGAGAAGGAAGGACAACUUGGAGGACCAAUCCUUGCACAGGAAGAGAUUAAGACCAUAUUUGGCAGCAUUCCAGAUAUUCUUGACGUGCAUACUAAAAUCAAGGAAGAUCUGGAAGAUCUUAUGAUGAAUUGGACUGAAAGCAAAAGUAUUGGUGAUAUCAUUCUUAAAUAUUCAAAAGACUUGUUGAAAACAUACCCUCCGUUUGUGAAUUUCUUUGAAAUGAGCAAGGAGACUAUUACUAGAUGUGAAAAACAGAAGCCAAGGUUUCAUGCCUUCCUAAAGAUAAACCAAGCUAAACCUGAAUGUGGCCGUCAAAGCCUAGCUGAACUCCUUAUCCGUCCUGUUCAAAGGCUGCCCAGCGUUGCUCUACUACUAAAUGAUAUAAAGAAACAUACAGCAGAAGAGAACCCAGAUAAAAUAACUCUAGAAAGAGCUAUUGAAUCAUUGAAGGAGGUGAUGACGCAUAUUAAUGAAGACAAAAGAAAAACAGAGGCACAAAGGCAGUUCUUUGAUGUUGUCUAUGAAGUUGAUGGAUGCCCAGCCAAUCUCUUGUCCUCUCACCGAAGCUUAGUUAAGCGUUUGGAAACCGUAGCACUUGGUGAUGACCUCUGUGACAGGGGAGAACAGGUCACGCUCUUCCUGUUCAACGAUUGCCUAGAGAUUGCGAGGAAACGGCAUAAAGUUAUUGGUGCUUUCAAGAGUCCACAUGGCCACACAAGGCCUCCUGCAUCUCUCAAGCACGUUGUUCUCAUGCCUCUCUCCCAGAUCAAGAAAGUCCUAGACAUCAGGGAGACAGAAGAUUGCCAUAAAGCUUUUGCCUUAGUUGUGCGGCCACCUACAGAACUCAACAACAAGCUACUCAGUUUCCAGAUGACAACUGAAGAACCUCCUAAAGAAGAGUGGUUAAAGAUGCUGUGUCGGCAUGUGGCUAACACUAUAUGUAAAGCAGAUGCAGAAAAUCUCAUUUAUACUGCUGAUCCUGAAUCAGUUGAAGUAAAUACUAAGGAUAUGGACAGUACUUUAAGCAGAGCCUCCAGGGCAAUAAAGAAAACGUCAAAAAAGGUUACAAGAGCAUUUUCUUUCUCAAAAACACCAAAGAGAGCUCUUCGAAGGGCUUUAAUGUCACAUAGUGCAACAGAAGGAAGAAGUCCCAGUUCAGCUAAUGAGAGUUAUAUAGGCAGCCGACUGACUAGUACGUCGUCAUUAGCGGGUGUUCCUUCUCCUUCCUUGGUCAGCCUUCCCUCAAUCUUUGAAAAAAGAAGUCAUACAUUAAGUCGAUCAACAACCCACUUGAUAUGAAGCAGGUUUAAAAUACAAAGGUGUAUUGUAGUGUGACUGACAAGCAGCUGGCUGUUCAAACGACCUGCUACUGACAUUAAUGGUACCUUAGUCAUUAGCACUUAGCAAUGAUUAGCAAAAUGUUAGAUAACACUAAGUAAAUCACCAGGGGUUUUUAGUUGUAUCGAAGCAGAUCAGGUAAUCAGUGGAAGAAGUAACUCGGUCUUCAUUUAAGACACAGUAUUCCCUCGCACCAAUUUAUUUUCUCACCAACAUAAUAGAAGUGUUUUCUUGUGUGGAAAUUGUCCCCGCUAGGCAAUAAACUAGUUUGUCAGAUUUUAAAAUGAAGAUGAAGUUUGCAGAACUUACCACUAGUUUGGAUGACUCUUACGCUUGCCUAACUUCAUCAGUUGGCAGAGCACUCUAGUGUUUGAAUUGUUGAUUUCUUAAAUGGAGAUGCAUUAUGAAGUACGUGACCUUUCAAGGAUGACAGUACAGCUGCUUAUCCCAAUACUUUAUAAAUGUAGUUGUUUAUAAAGAAAUAGAAUUGAGUUUCUGUGAUUAUGGCCUUCUGCAGCCUCACUGCAAUACGGUAGUGUGUUAUGUGGCCUUACAUGAACAGUAUUUUAAAGGCUGUGACUUAGCUUUGACCAUCAAAAAUGAUCAGUUGAAUCCUUUGAAGUUUUUUGAAGUGUAAGUCUGAGGAAAACAAUUACAAUCCCUUUUAGCAGGGCUGUUAAACAAACCAAACCCCCAAACCCCGCACCUUCCACGCACUUGGUUAACGAAUCGUUCUUUAAUGCAUGGGAUUGUUGGUGUGACAUUGUAAUUUGAGGGCCCGCUUCUGGUGUGUCAGACUUCCGGUGUAGUACUCCUAAGGCUUUUACCUGGCUUCCUCAUGUAUUUAUUUGUGUCUUCCUUCAAAACUGUAAGUUCUCUUCUUUCAUCUCCUCUGAACAGUUAGUAUGAUGCAGUGCUAUCUCAGGAACUAUCUAAAUAUGUAUAUUUUUGCAUUUCAUUAACGGUUUAACUGUCUGUCUGUAUUAGCAGGAGUUCUCAACUUCUGGUUUCUUUUUAACCACCCGAGUUGUGUCUUAUGUCUAUAUGUAAUUAGUGAUGCUUCUGAAUGUGUCAGACUUAACUGGCUUUUAUAUCUCUUUUUGCCAAUCCAAGCAAUGUAAAUAAACUGUUUAAAAUAACACUGCUUAUGGCUUUGCUAAAUAAGCUUUUAUGAGAGUCUGCUUUGUCUUUUCACAUAACAAGCGCUGUGUUGGGCUCCAGCCUGCAGCUGUACUCUGAUUAGCUAUAUAGCUAUUCCUAAUAAAGUAUGCAACGUGGUAGGCCUGAAUCUGCCAGAACCAAACUUUUUUCCUUAAUAUAUUCACCAUUCACCCCCUUUCCCUGGAUGCAUGUAUCCAUGGGGUUUUUUUGUCCUUAUCCCUUAAAAAAUAUGCACUGACACUUAAAUAAUAAACUCUUCAAUAAAUACUAUGCUGAAAAAUCAA